Molecule: messenger RNA, 639 nt
Organism: Echinostoma caproni
Lineage: Eukaryota; Metazoa; Platyhelminthes; Trematoda; Plagiorchiida; Echinostomatidae
Source: the annotation of a GenBank genome assembly
AUGAUCUCGGCACGCAUGAAUUACUCUCCAGAAUGCGAACAGGCUGUGAAUGAGGUCAUACAAAUGCACCAAGCGGCCAGUCUGACAUACGAUCAUUUGGCCGCUAUUUGUGCUAGCGAACAAACGAACAUGCCCGGAUUCUGUAAAUUCUUUCGUCUAUGCAGUCUCCGGACGCGAUCCAUUGCUCAAUAUUGGAUCCGCUGGCAAACCAUGCGCGGUGGAAAAGCCUGUCUUGGUCAGGUUCGACCACUGUUCGAUGUGAAUGAAUUCUGGAAGAGCGGACUCAAUUCCCUCGUCCAAUUGGCUGUGGACACGGAGCGUAAAUUGGAACAACAAUGGCGCAAACUGCACCAGUUGAUGCAAAAUAAGAGUGACAUUGCCGGAUUCGAGCUAGUUGAGCACGAGCAUUUGCAAAAUCAGGUCCGUGUGAUUGAUCUGUUGGUCUCGCAUUGCAAUGGACUGCAUAUGAGCCAAUGCCCGUACAUGUAUGACCGAGGAACUAUGCUCGAAUUAUGUAAGCAAAUUCGCCGUGCGGUUCACCGUUCCCAGGAACAGUGUGAUGAAUCCAAAAACACAACCCAUCAUUGUGAAGAAAAUGUCCUAUCUUUUGUUAGCGGGAUUUCUGGCAAAUAUUUGUAA